Messenger RNA from Haliotis rubra (blacklip abalone), 1617 nucleotides. RefSeq names its product 24-hydroxycholesterol 7-alpha-hydroxylase-like. Lineage: Eukaryota; Metazoa; Mollusca; Gastropoda; Lepetellida; Haliotidae. The record is from RefSeq and is a predicted model, not a curated record. Gene Ontology annotation, molecular function: heme binding; oxidoreductase activity, acting on paired donors, with incorporation or reduction of molecular oxygen; iron ion binding. Gene Ontology annotation, biological process: bile acid biosynthetic process; cholesterol homeostasis. The coding region runs from base 31 to 1443 and encodes 470 amino acids. The transcript is spliced from 13 exons.
ACAACCUUACGAGAUGUCAAAGGUCACAACAUGGCCGAGUUCAGUGUGUUUUCGUUUUUAGUGUCAGUGGUAGUGCCAGGUUUGUUACUAUUGUAUGUAUUUGUCACCUGUUUGAAACGACGGAAUCAUGACAAGCAGCCUCCUGUUUAUCAAGGGUGGAUACCGUGGCUUGGAUGCGCGAUUGAAUUUGGAAGAUCUCCUUUGACAUUCAUCCUUCAAAAACAAGAAGAGUUUGGUCCAGUCUUUACAUUAUGUGUUGCUGGAGAAAGAUAUACUUUUCUGAUGGAGGCUGAAGAUUUUGACAAGUUCUUCACCUCUCCAAAUGUAGAUUUUCAGAAAGCUGUUCAAGACCCAACCAAUCGUGUUGCUUCAAUGCCAAAGAGUUCCUUCUUCAAAUAUCAUACGAAGAUCCACGAUGCAGUAAAAGGAAAACUAGCUGCCUCACAACUAGCUUUGUUUUCGGAUGACUUGUGUCAGAACUUCAGAGAAAAUCUCGAAAAGCUUGCAGGAGGUCGUGAUGACCUGAUGGAGGUCGUGAGGUCAGCAAUGUACCCUGCUGUCAUCAAGAACCUGUUUGGACAGGAUGUGUUACCUAUAGCUGAGAAGGAGGAGUUUGACUUAUUUACAAAGCACUUUAUUACCUUUGAUGAUCAGUUUGAGUAUGGAGCCAAAUUGCCCGGUGUAUUGCUCAGGGAGUGGUCAACGUCCAAGCAGUUUCUACUAAACAUCUUCCGGUCAGUUGUCAGCAAGAUUCAGAUGCAUGAAAACAACAGUCCAGCAAAGAAAGAAACUCUUCUGCAGAUUGUUUGUGGUAUAGCAGACCAGGACUGUAUGGCCAACUACAGCCUGCUGUUUCUGUGGGCUUCGCUAGCUAAUGCCAUCCCGAUAGCCUACUGGACGCUGGCUUUCAUGAUGCAGAACAAGGAUGUCCUAAACAAAGCCAAACAGCAAGUGGACAGUGUCCUUAAGGCAAAAUCUAGCGUGAGUGAGUCAGACCUGCGACAGAUGCCCUACCUCAAGUGCUGCAUGCUGGAGGCUAUCCGACUGCGGUCACCAGGGAUCAUCACGAGGAGAGUGGUCAAGUCCUUCACUGUCAAGGAGAUGACUGUACCGGCCGGGGAUAUGCUGAUGCUGUCACCCUACUGGGCUCAUCGCAACCCCAGAUACUUCCCUCAGCCCGAACAGUUUCGCCCGGAUCGCUGGGAGAAAGCAGAUUUAGACAAGAAUGUCUUCUUACCAGGGUUUGUAGCAUUUGGAGGAGGCCGCUACCAGUGCCCUGGAAGAUGGUUUGCCCUGCUGGAGAUCCACAUGUUCAUUGCAAUGUUCCUUCAGAGAUUUGACUGUAAGCUGAUAGAUUCAUUACCUGAACCAAGUCCACUGCAUUUGGUCGGCACACAACAACCUCGCAAUGCUUGCUGCUUUCAGUACAGUCUACGACGGUAGUUAGACGUGUUCAACUGACUUUGGCUAGUUUUGAUUUUGAAGAAGUGUUUGGGAGAAGGUGACUAACAUGAGUUUGGAUGGACACCAUUGCUGAAAUAUGAUGCAUUCAAUGAGAUAGCGAAUUUGUGGUUAUUGAAAUGUGAAUUACUGUGCCUGUGAUUGUAUUAUACUCUU